UGUGCCGAGCGCAAGCGAUUUAUUACCUACAGGUCUUGUGACUAGCUUCAUUUAAAGUAUUUAUCAACCUUUCUCACAUUAUUUAUACAUGAUCCGUAUUUGUUACGUGUACUAUACCUACAUCUAACUAUAGUAUCAUCUACUACCGUCGGAUGAUGGUACCUACACAAUCUAUGUUGUAAUAUUUAAUCAAGAUAGAAGUACCUAAGUAUACAUAUUAAAAUGUAUACUUUUUAAAGCACGAAAUCUAUCACUUCUCUUCCAUAUCACUCAUCGCCAAGACGGUACAUUAAUUAUAAAAAUAUACGUUUGAAACAUGGAAAACGAAAUCAGUGCAAAAAGUGAAAGUAUAUGUGAAAAAAAACCUGAUGUGAAAAAUGACAAGACUCAAUUUGAAGACGCGCUGAAUAUUAUUGGUGUUGGAAAAUACAACUACAGACUGCUGGCAAUCGGAAUUUACUCCUUGCUGGCGGCUACGGCAGAGAUGUUUACAAUUGGUUUAGUGACCACGGCCGCACAAUGCGAUCUGGACCUCGACGUGGACAAGAAAGGACUGUUGGGCUCUAUACCUAUUUUAGGAGUCGUGGUAAGUGCACACUUCUGGGGUUUCAUAGCUGACACCCGAGGGCGUAGGUACGCACUCAAUAUCAGCACCUCCGCCUGUUGCGUCACAGAACUUCUGGCUGCUUUCUCUACAAGCUGGGUCUACCUAGCUGUGUUCAAGUUCAUAGGGGCGAUUUUUGCAUCCGGAACAAACGCGUUAGUCUUCACACUUAUUGGGGAGACUACAGGUAUACAAAAAAGGCAAACUUACCUCAUGUAUGCUGCCGCAGGGGUCCUUGCUUUCCAAGGUUUGAAUAUCCCUGUGGCUUAUCCAAUAUUAAAUAUGAGCUCAUUCUCAUAUUACAUGCCACUUCUGGACUACUCAUUCCAACCAUGGAGGCUGUACCUUUUGACCAUUGCCCUUAUGAGCGGUAUUAACUUGCUUCUGAUUGUAUUCUUUACACUCGAGAGCCCAAAGUUCUAUUUUGCCAUCGGAGAACAGGAAAUGGGAAUGAAAAUUAUGCAGAAACUUUAUAAAAUUAACACUGGCAAUGCCAUGGAUGAGUACCCGGUAAAAUAUAUCGUUUUAAACGAAGACGAUUACAAGCCGCGACAGAGAAAUUUUUUCCGAUCCAUUUGGGAGCAAACAACGCCGUUGUUUAGCAAAAAGUACAUCAAGAGUACGAUAUUGAUAUUUUUGACGAGUCUGCCGGCGUACUGCGUAUCACCACCACUCUCCAUUUGGUGGCCAUUCAUCAUGAACAGCGUCAGCAAAGCUCAAGAUACCAGCAUAGAGUUUUGCAAAAUCUUUCAAAUGAAUAACACAAAAAGUUUUGAAAAUUCCGUUCUUUACAACAGUUCUGAGAUACCUAAAUGCGACGACACCAUUGCUGAAAUCACAUAUAUAGCCCUCGCAAUGUUCGCUGUCUACCUCGUCAUCUGCUCUCUAGCUACCGUUUUCAUCAUGAAAUACAUCGGGAAGAAAUGGACGUUCGUGAUCAUCCAUUUUAUCUGCACCAUUUUAGGAGUCAUGGUCAACUACAUGAACAUGUAUGGCGGAGUGUUUGCUUUGGGGGCGCUCUCGGUAAAUGUGACGUGUAUGGGGAUUGUAACUACUUAUGCUAUUGAAUUGUUCCCGACAUACAUGAGAGCUAUGGCGGUGUGUCUCACCAUACUCUCCGGUCGAGCAGUUUCUAUAGUCUUCUACAAUAUCAUUGGCGCUCAGCUGCAAAAUAACUGUUCCAAUUUCAUAUUUAUCUUGGCAGGAUUGAUUGCAUUUGGUGGCUUUGUUGGGAUCUUUCUCCCGUCUGAUAGAAUGAAAAAAGAAAACGUCAAAGUAGGGAAGAGCAGAGAUGAAAACGACACAUGCAGUUCUACGUGACGUUCUAGCCUCUAGGCCCUACAACAAGGCGACGAAUCAAGCUUCCGACGACGGUCCCAUGCCCAAUUAAUUUAGUGGCAAACCGCCUACUACACGGUCAGAAAUUAGCAAGAUCACGUUCGUCGGAAGCCUCGUUUCUGACAACAUAAGGCACUUAAUAAGGUGUUUCGAACAUAAAUAGAUUCAGACUUACAUACCUACAGUGAACUUAACACCUGCCCGCAAGGCAUGGUUUGUAUGAUUAAUAAAUAGAAUCACUAAUGUAUACUUUUUUAUAAAUAAAAGUCACUAUAAAAGUUC
This is a messenger RNA of Cydia pomonella (codling moth), 2224 nucleotides long. Its product is annotated as synaptic vesicle glycoprotein 2C-like. NCBI's taxonomy places the organism in Eukaryota, Metazoa, Arthropoda, Insecta, Lepidoptera, Tortricidae. The transcript has 10 exons. The record is from RefSeq and is a predicted model, not a curated record. Bases 317 to 1924 code for a protein of 535 amino acids. Gene Ontology annotation, molecular function: transmembrane transporter activity. Gene Ontology annotation, biological process: transmembrane transport.